Messenger RNA from Diutina rugosa, 1323 nucleotides. RefSeq names its product triglyceride lipase. Bases 1 to 1323 code for a protein of 440 amino acids. The record is from RefSeq and is a predicted model, not a curated record. Gene Ontology annotation, molecular function: triacylglycerol lipase activity. The transcript has a single exon. NCBI's taxonomy places the organism in Eukaryota, Fungi, Ascomycota, Pichiomycetes, Serinales, Debaryomycetaceae.
AUGACGGUGACUGUACCUCACUUGCUGUUUGCCCCGCUUGGGACCAUUGCUGCCUCGUCGUGGAAUCCGACGUCUACGGUACGAGUGUGGCUUACCCCAUUUGACAGUGUCAACCUCAUUCGCUCAGAAUCACAAGAAAUGUUUACUGUGGGUAGCAGCAGAUUGGCCUGCGAAGCGGCUCUGUUAGGUGCCAUGUCUGGUUGGAGACUUCUAUUAUUCAACAGAUCCAACUCUAAUCGAGUGAUUGAUCUCGACCCCGAACACCAUCUUGAAGAGGCGGUGAUCACAGACAAGUUCAGUCGUUUUCGUGAGCGGUAUGAGGCACCUCAUUACCCAAUUGUUUUGUGCCAUGGCUUUUCAGGAUUUGAUAAGCUUCAACUCGUCCCAGAUCUUGGCAUCAAGUCAACUGACAACGAACUUAUUCAGCGUGGAUUGUUUGAGGUCGACUACUGGUACGGUAUCAAGGAAGCGCUUUCUAAGUUGGGUGCGACGGUGUUGACAGCAAAGGUUUCAGCUUUUGGUACCAUUGAGGAUCGUGCUAAGGAACUUCAUACCUUCAUUGAGGCCCAAACUGAGGAAUUACGUCAAAAAUCCAAGAGCGAAGUUUAUCAUCCCACAUCGUCUACAACAGGGCAUCAUCAUGAUGGUAAUCAACGAUUUGAGGGUAGAGAGUCACCAGAAAAUACUUCCAAGGCCGAUUUAGUGAAGAUUAAUUUGAUUAGUCAUUCCAUGGGAGGAUUGGAUCUGCGUUAUCUCAUACAUAAACUACAUACUGACAGCUCGAUAAAGCGAAGCUACAAAGUUGCGUCGCUUACCACGAUUUCCACUCCCCAUCACGGUUCAGAGUGCGCUGAUUUCAUUGUUGAUUGGAUUGGCAACAAUAAAGUGCUCAAAAAGUUAUGUCCGCCUCUGGUCUUUGAGAUGACAACCGAGGCUAUGAAAAAAUUCAAUUCAAAAAUCACAGACGAUCCGGAUGUGAAGUAUUUUAGUUAUGGGGCCCGAUUUCAGCCAAAAUGGUACAAUGUGUUCAAUUUGACCUGGAAAAUCAUGGCUCAUCAAAUCAAAUCCAACAAUAAGGACAAGGUGUUGUCUGACCAGUUGAAAAAAUACAUGCUAGAGAACGAUGGUGUUGUCAGUGUUCAGUCAUCUCACUGGGGAACCUAUUUGGGUACCCUUGACGAGGUUGACCAUUUGGACUUGAUUAAUUGGACAAAUCGCACACGAAAUGUGGUGGAUAAAGUAUUAUUUGCUGAAGAGCCCAAGUUCAAUGCAAUUGCACUAUAUCUUGAAGUUGCAGACAGUUUGAGUAAAAGAGGGUUUUAA